Macroventuria anomochaeta is the source of this 1434-nucleotide messenger RNA. RefSeq lists its product as uncharacterized. Bases 1 to 1434 code for a protein of 477 amino acids. NCBI's taxonomy places the organism in Eukaryota, Fungi, Ascomycota, Dothideomycetes, Pleosporales, Didymellaceae. The record is from RefSeq and is a predicted model, not a curated record. The transcript is spliced from 2 exons.
AUGGCACGCGAAGAUCAACGAGGGCCACGAUGCCGCAACUCAUGGCGCCCUUCAGACGGCCCUCUAUCACCGCAAGUUGGAGAUCUUCAGCGACAGCGGUCACCUGUGCCACCUGUGGGGGUUGCCCAGUCUUUUUCCACAACACGGGCACCACAGCCUGGCUUGUGGAGGUCUGCACGGCCGCGACCUCACUAUCAGCGUUUAGCGGAAACACAAGCUGAAGGCUGGAGGCCCUCGAUUACACCUGCUACUACCCACACCUCUGCUACUACCCACACCUCUGCUACUACCCACACCUCUGCUACUACCCACACCUCUGCUACUACCCACACCUCGCCAGAGCCACCGCCCCAAACGUUCAAGAACCCGAAUCUCAUUCCUGUCGUGCCGCGCCAUUCACGCGCCUCGAAUAUCUCUUCCCAAGCGGUAGAGUUUCAGCAGGAUGAAGAGCUGGAAGAUGAACGACUACCUCAGAUCUGGCACCCUUCUAUCGACGAUCUCAUCAGACGCACGGCAUACGACUACGACCUCAUCGUGAACUACGAGCGCGACGCUGAGGGCGGACAGCGCUGGCUGCCUGAAGACAUUGCAAGAAUUCGAGAUGUUGGCAAGAACCUCCACCGCGACAUCUUCGCCCUGAGACGCUGGCGACGUGUAGUCGCCAAACAAGGAGACCAAGACAAGAACAUGAUGAUGCAGAUCAAGAGAGAUGCCAACUUCCUCAAAUUGCUCUGUGAGCGUGUCCAGAGGGCAAUCAACAAGUAUGAGCAGAAGUGCGAGUUUGAGCUCCUGAGGGACGGUGUAUACGCGCUAGAUGAGGAUGGCAACUUUUACAAGCCUACCGCUCCGCAACAAUAUGUUGCCGAAGGCGAUUUCCUUCAAAAUGGUGCACGUCCAAGCAACAAGGACGCGGAAAAAGACAGUAUAAGCCAUCCAUAUGGCGAUGCUCGAGCGGUAUAUCCUCCUGGGCAGUACCAUGACAGGCCUGCCUCAAGCUCACGGAGGUACCGCAUACCCCCAGAAGACUCUCCCGGUUAUCCGGCAACGCGCAACCUAGCCUUUGACUUUGCAUUUCAACAAACUCCAUUCGAGAAGAUCAAGAGGGAAGCUGUUCGCCGAAAGCCAAAAGCUGCACGUCAAUCUACUUCUCGUCGUCCUGACAAAGUCCUUGAUGGCAGAGUCUCCAAGAGCUAUCGAGAACCACCCUCUGUCCGCAAGCGCCGUGCUCCGUCUCCAGAAUAUCGUAGUUUGUCGCCCGAGUCUGACAUGGUCUCGGAACGACCGACAUCUCACAAGAAGGCUGGAGGCCGUGGGCGAAACAACAUAUACGAGCGAGAUGGAGUAUCACGGCGUCAAGCGAAGAGAGACAAAGCACAAGAACGCCGUCCUAGUCAGACCGCAGGCCGCUUGGGGAAGCAUGUGCUUCACUACUGA